Messenger RNA from Camelus dromedarius (Arabian camel), 1995 nucleotides. RefSeq names its product cholinergic receptor nicotinic beta 1 subunit (gene CHRNB1). The transcript is spliced from 11 exons. Gene Ontology annotation, cellular component: postsynaptic membrane; synapse; neuron projection. NCBI's taxonomy places the organism in Eukaryota, Metazoa, Chordata, Mammalia, Artiodactyla, Camelidae. The record is from RefSeq and is a predicted model, not a curated record. Gene Ontology annotation, biological process: nervous system process; chemical synaptic transmission; regulation of membrane potential. Gene Ontology annotation, molecular function: transmembrane signaling receptor activity; acetylcholine-gated monoatomic cation-selective channel activity. Bases 45 to 1559 code for a protein of 504 amino acids.
CCGGCGGCUCACCCAGCGAGCUCACUGAGCGACGCGGGCGGGCUAUGAUCCCAGGGGCGCUGCUGCUGCUGCUGGGGGCCCUGGGGGCUCCACACGCCCCAGGCGCCCAAGGCUCGGAGGCAGAGGGCCGACUUCGCGAGAAACUGUUCUCGGGCUACGAUAGUUCGGUACGGCCGGCGCGGGAGGUGGGAGACCGCGUCGGUGUCAGCAUUGGUCUUAGCCUGGCGCAACUUAUCAGCCUGAACGAGAAGGAUGAGGAGAUGAGCACAAAGGUCUACUUAGACCUGGAGUGGACUGACUACAGGCUGAGCUGGGACCCUGCAGAGCACGAGGGCAUCGAUUCACUACGCAUCACGGCCCAAUCGGUGUGGCUACCAGAUGUGGUGCUCCUAAACAACAAUGACGGGAAUUUUGAUGUUGCUCUGGACAUCAACGUUGUGGUGUCCUCCGACGGCUCCGUGCGCUGGCAGCCCCCAGGCAUCUAUCGCAGCAGCUGCAGUAUCCAGGUCACCUACUUCCCCUUUGACUGGCAGAACUGCACCAUGGUGUUCAGUUCCUAUAGCUAUGACAGCUCAGAGGUCAGCCUGCAGACUGGCUUGGGUCCCGAUGGGCAGGAACGGCAGGAAGUGCACAUUCAUGAAGGGACUUUCAUUGAGAAUGGCCAGUGGGAGAUUAUCCACAAGCCUUCUCGGCUAAUCCAGCCUCCAGUGGAUCCUAGGGGAGGGAGGGAAGGACGGCAUGAACAGGUUGCCUUCUACCUCAUCAUUCGCCGGAAGCCUCUCUUCUACCUGGUCAACGUCAUUGCUCCGUGCAUCCUCAUCACUCUCCUGGCCAUCUUCGUCUUCUACCUGCCACCAGAUGCAGGAGAGAAGAUGGGGCUCUCGAUCUUUGCCCUGCUGACCCUUACUGUGUUCCUGCUGCUGCUGGCAGACAAAGUGCCUGAGACUUCCCUGUCUGUCCCCAUCAUUAUCAAGUACCUCAUGUUCACUAUGGUGCUCGUCACUUUCUCAGUCAUCCUUAGCGUCGUAGUCCUCAACCUGCACCAUCGCUCACCCCACACCCACCAAAUGCCCCUUUGGGUCCGUCAGAUCUUCAUUCACAAACUUCCUCUGUAUCUGGGUAUGAAGAGGCCCAAACCCGAGAGAGACCAGAUGCCAGAGCGGCCUCUAGUAGCCCUCAGGGAGUCUCCAGGAAGUGGCUGGGGUCGGGGAACAGAUGAAUAUUUCAUCCGCAAGCCACCGAAUGAUUUUCUCUUCCCCAAACCCAACAGGUUCCAGCCUGAACUGUCUGCCCCGGACCUGCGGCGAUUUAUCGAUGGUCCAAACCGGACUGUGGGUCUGCCUCCCGAGCUACGAGAGGUCGUUUCCUCGAUCAGCUACAUCGCUCGACAACUGCAGGAAAAGGAAGACCACGACGCGCUGAAGGAGGACUGGCAAUUUGUGGCCAUGGUAGUGGACCGCCUCUUCCUGUGGACUUUCAUCAUCUUCACGAGCGUCGGGACCCUUGUCAUCUUUCUGGACGCCACGUACAACUUGCCCCCUCCCGACCCCUUUCCUUGAGGACCAGAUGGCCGAGACCCUGGUCCUCGGCCAGUUGAAUUGAGAGUUUGGCAGUACUCUUAAGCCUUGUCCCUUUCUACACAUUAACUUUCUCACUUAGGAAUCUAGUCCUCUCAUCAUUUCGUUUCUAGGGAGGAAGGCUAAGUGGAAUUGGGCAGAUGGAGGCUUUGAACCCACCUGAAAUGCACUAUCCAUUUACUCACUCUUUGGCUUCUUGAAGAAGCUCCUUUGGAUAUUAACACCUAGGUUCCCAACGAAAUGGAACAAAGAACAAGAACUAGACUGUAAGCCUUAAGAGGGCAGGAAAUAUGUCUUGUUCACUGUACAAGCACCUAGCACAGGUCCUAACCUAAGUAGGUGCUUAGCAUUGGUUGAAUAAAUAGGGAUUUUUUUUUUCUGUAAGGAAAUACACUAAGUAAUAGUGCUUAUGUUUGCA